UCCCAAUCUUCUUCACUCUCACAACUCACUACUACUACCCAAUCACUCAUACCUUUCUUAGUACACCUUAUUACCAACUAAUCUCAUUCACAAUGUCUGGCCUCAACCCCGGUGACAGCUUCCCCGCUGACGUUACCUUCUCCUACAUCCCCUGGUCCGAGGAGAAGGGCGAGAUCACCUCUUGCGGUAUCCCCAUCAACUACUACGCCUCCAAGGAGUGGGCCGACAAGAAGGUUAUCCUCUUCGCCCUCCCCGGUGCUUUCACCCCCGUCUGCUCUGCUCGCCACGUCCCCGAGUACGUUGAGAAGCUCCCUGAGAUCCGCGCCAAGGGUGUCGACGUUGUUGCCGUCCUUGCCUACAACGAUGCCUACGUCAUGAGCGCCUGGGGCAAGGCCAACCAGGUCACCAACGACGACAUUCUCUUCCUGUCUGACCCCGAGGCCAAGUUCUCCAAGAGCAUCGGCUGGGCCGACGAGGAGGGCCGCACUGGUCGCUACGCCAUCAUCAUCGACCACGGCAAGGUCACCUACGCCAAGCGUGAGCCCGCCAAGAACCACCUCGAGUUCUCGAGCGCUGAGGCCGUCCUCAAGCAGCUGUAAACGUGUCAUUUAAAAGACGAUAGACAUGGCAGGCGUCCGAUGAUAGAUAGCGUUGACAUUCAUAUUCUGGUGGGAUAAUGAAGUUAGAAAUUAGAGACAGCCACUAGAUAGAAAGAAAAUCAACGCGCUUACGAAGCUACGAC
Aspergillus vadensis CBS 113365 is the source of this 742-nucleotide messenger RNA. Its product is annotated as peroxiredoxin family protein. The record is from RefSeq and is a predicted model, not a curated record. NCBI's taxonomy places the organism in Eukaryota, Fungi, Ascomycota, Eurotiomycetes, Eurotiales, Aspergillaceae. Gene Ontology annotation, biological process: hydrogen peroxide catabolic process; cellular response to oxidative stress; cell redox homeostasis. Gene Ontology annotation, cellular component: peroxisome; mitochondrion; cytoplasm. Gene Ontology annotation, molecular function: thioredoxin peroxidase activity. The transcript has 4 exons. The coding region runs from base 93 to 599 and encodes 168 amino acids.